This is a messenger RNA of Hydractinia symbiolongicarpus, 1382 nucleotides long. RefSeq lists its product as uncharacterized. The transcript has 5 exons. NCBI's taxonomy places the organism in Eukaryota, Metazoa, Cnidaria, Hydrozoa, Anthoathecata, Hydractiniidae. The record is from RefSeq and is a predicted model, not a curated record. The coding region runs from base 103 to 1008 and encodes 301 amino acids.
UGGUUUUGUUCACGAAUGUUUAAAAUAAUUUGAAAAAGUUUAGAAGAGAUUAUUAAAAUAUUGUUGUGUUUUACGUAUUUCAAAACUAGUGGAAAUAUAAAAAUGGCGCUGGAACCAAAUCCGAUACAUGGAACUAACGAAAGAAUAUCCAGGGCAGCCAUUGAAGUUUCAUUCGAUGAGAAUUUUGACGAUAUUUACAACAGAAGAUUCAAAAAGUAUUGCUUAUUACUGGCUAAGGAAAAAGAACUACUGCGACGUAUGGGAAAAGUUCGAGUACGAAGUUCUACUGUGGGACCAAAAGAAAAUGAUUCAUCACCAUUGGGUGAAAUAACAGAGAACAACAAUACGGAAGAUCCACUUCAAACGCGACCGUUACUUACCGACGGCCGACGUGCAAGCUCUCUAAAAGACAUGCGACAUUUAACGCCUCCGAGGGCCACAUUAACGUCUUGCCGUCGUUUGUCAACGAGUUAUGAAGAACUGGAUCCGCUGCCAUUUAACGAAAAAGUAGGCGAAGAAAAUUACCCACAAUCCGUUAGGCAUUCGUCAACAAUAAGUCGGAGAAAACCGGCAAUCCCUCAUUCUCACAGCUGCGAAGGAAUAUCCUCAAACGAUCAAGAAAAACCUGUCAGAUUAAAACACGCGGAAAGUUUCGACGACGUGGCUGUUGGUCAAAUGCUUGCACAAAUGGUUAAUCCUGACAGCAACGGCUUACGUAGUUACGACAGAGAUUCGUUAAAGACGUCAUCAUCAAGAGAUCUAACAGACCGGAAUGUCAGAGACGUUGUGAAGGAAUCUAAGACAUUACGCUCUUCCAGUCCAUCAUUAGAACGCAGGCUAGCUCAAGCACGCUUAAAAGCUAUAAAACGAGACGAAACAAUGCGCAGACUGGAUGACGACUUUACUCGAGCAAGAGAGAUCAUGAACAGAUACAAAUCAACCGAGUCGUUAAAUGGAGGUUUGUCAGCAGAAGAAGAGGACGAUAAAAGAAGAACCUGGAGCAAAUGACGAAAUAAGAAAAUUUUCUGCUCAUCAGAGUAUCGUUUAACAGACUUUAUAAGUUUUUGCAUUAGCUAUAAUACGAAUUCAGUCUAUAAGCUUUCAGGUUUUUUUAAGAAAAUCACAUUCUGAAAUAAGGAGAAUUUGCAGAUAAUUGAAAAAACUUCUUUGUUUUGCAGUAUGCUCUGUUGGCGUGAAAAGAGGCCAACGUUAAACAGGAAAGCACAUGGUUGCUGAUCAAGCUUUUCGCCUGCGUCUAAAAAGCCUCCUAACAUAAGCAUUUGAACAAAGUACGUGGUUCCUUAAUAAAAAAAGGUAUAUUAAACAACUCAAAAAUUAGAAAUGUAUAAAUUACUAGAAACUAAUAUAUCUUACAUCUUUUA